CAGCACACCUGCGAUGGAGAAGACACCACCUUUUCCCCUUGCACACGGUCACAUUCAACAUACCUAUUAGCUGACCAUCGACUGGGAAGCUUACACAGAGUCCCAGUGAGAAGCUACUGUACUGGCUUUGUUUAUUCCCCUCUACCAGCUCCUCUGUUCUCUGUCACUGUGGUUGACAUGCAGUCCCAACUGAGAGACGUGGCAAUGACACGUCCAGUAGGAGCAGGACAGCCUGCUGUGCCCAUUACAAACACAUCAAUAUCCUCCAGCCCAACACCAGGUACGGACACUCGGGGCUGUGAGAAUGGUGCACUGAUGGACUCCUUUGGGAUUUUCCUGCAAGGACUUCUUGCUGUGAUGGCUUUCAGCACACUCAUGUUAAAACGCUUCCGGGAGCCCAAACAUGAAAGGAGACCCUGGAGGAUCUGGUUCCUCGACACCUCCAAACAGGCCAUAGGAAUGCUGUUCAUUCAUUUUGCAAACGUCUAUUUGUCAGAUCUCACUGAGUCAGACCCCUGUUCACUAUACCUCAUCAACUUCCUGUUAGACGCCUCUCUAGGCAUGUUGCUGAUCUAUGCCGGGGUGAGAGCUGUCAGUGUUGUUGUCGAGUGGAGGCAGUGGGACUCCCUGCGGUUCGGAGAAUACGGUGAGCCUGUGCAGUGCACGGCGUGGCUGGGCCAGUGCAUCCUCUACAUCCUCAUCAUGAUGUUUGAGAAGGUCCUCAUCAUGCUGGUGCUUCUCAUUCCUCAGUGGAAACAGUUGGCGCUCCUCAACCCGAUAGAUAAUCCUGACUUGGAACUGGCCAUCGUCAUGCUUAUUGUUCCGUUCUUUGUUAAUGCCCUCAUGUUCUGGGUUGUAGAUAAUUUCCUAAUGAAGAAACACAGGACAAAAGCAAAGAUAGAGGAAAGAGAGGAGGACUCACGGGGAAACAGUAAAGUUCGUUAUAGACGAGCUCUGUCCCAUGAUGACUCCGAGUCUGAGAUUCUUUUCUCAGCAGACGAUGAAAUGGAUGAGUCAGAUGAAGAAGAUGUGCGAAGAUUAACCGGGGCAAAGACAGUGAAGAAGAAGAAGCUUCGCAUGGGUAUCCCUGUGUGACGUGUGGACCGAGAUGAACUUUUGUUUUCCUGCAGCUCCCACACAGGUUCACUCACUGUUCAUCUUCAUGAACUGGAACAGAUUGUGAACAAGCUAAACUUUUGGAACAGGGGAUGAUCACUGAUGGAAGUUAUCGGAUUCUCUUGAUUAACCGUUGAUUCGUCGGCACUCCUACAAAAACAACUGUGAUGCAAGUGUACACAGUGGAAGACAAAUCAGCUCUCUUUUAAUAACUGUAGCUUAAAAAAAAGACAGUGGGGGUAAAAAGUACCAGGAACCGUUUCAAGUAAACUGUUUCAAAGCCUCUUAGAAUGGUCUGAUAUGUCUACCUCUGGAGCAGGUCCUGAAAACACAACGGUGGUAUUUCCAUUUAGACUCCAGUCCCUGCUGAGGAAACGCACAUAGUUUUUGGUACAGUUGGGUUCCUGGUACAGUACUAGUAGUGGAAAAAAGACAACACUGGUUUAAUACUGUUUGAACUGGUCAGUUCAAUACAUUUGAUACGCUUAAUAGUCCUUUAAACUUAUUGUAUUUCUGAAGUAGAUUCCAUGUUAACUGUGCGUUUGUUUUCUCACGUUGACAAACCAAUGUGUGUUCCUGUGUACGCUUGUACUUCUAUCUUGGAUUUCCUCUUCUGCUUAUACUUGUACUACUGUGAUAAUUCUAUCCCGAGUUUCACCAGGACUGAUUGAUUGAAUUAAUCCCAUCAGCACACAGGUGAAAAGGACAUACGUUUAACAGUAUAUAUGUAAAAAAAAUUACCAGUAAUGUAUUAGUUCUGAACUACCAUCUUAUUUUCUAAAACCCCACCAUGUGGCUUCAACUAGAAAUUGCCUUCGUCAUUAAAACUCCGUGAGGAGGAGGUAGCAGUGCAAAUGUUCUUUUUCGAUCUGUGUGGAGAACCACUUCUCACUUUUAAGUUAAUGUUUAAGGUCU
Molecule: messenger RNA, 2031 nt
Organism: Cynoglossus semilaevis (tongue sole)
Lineage: Eukaryota; Metazoa; Chordata; Actinopteri; Pleuronectiformes; Cynoglossidae
Gene: stimate
Product: STIM activating enhance
Exons: 8
Biological process (GO): activation of store-operated calcium channel activity
Cellular component (GO): membrane; cortical endoplasmic reticulum
Molecular function (GO): calcium channel regulator activity
Source: RefSeq, a predicted model, not a curated record